CUAGAAAUACUUUUAGUGCUUUCACACUUAUUGAGGCGAGUAGAACUGCGUAAAGUGAAUGUAAAGAAUAUUUUUUGUAAUUUUUAUUAGAACGUUGGACUGUUAGUGGUGUUAAGCGAAGAAAAGUGAGGAGAUCCAUGUGAAAAAGUGUGUAAAAUAAAACAAGAAAAAAUGUCAGUAAAUAUAAAAUAAUGAAUUUACAUAGUGACUUUAUUUCUAUAAAAUAAAAACAAAAACAGCAGUACCAUUAGCGGGCAGGAUAGCGCCUAGCAUCACAUACAUAUAUAUACGCACCAAUAUCCUCCGCCUUUAGACUUUCGCUGCCGCAUUGUUAAUGCCGCCGCCAUUUGUCGUUCCUUCACCUGCAAGGGUUCCAUGCGUACACAUGUAUAAGUGCAUAUACACAUGAGCACUCGUAUGUAGGUGCGAUUGACGCAAAUUGUUGCGGUCGGCUAUUUCUAUUCAUUGUUGUGCAAUUUCUCUCUGAAAUAACGCUCAGUGAAAUAUCGGUUGCCGCCGUCGUCGCUUUUGCAGAGUUCGGUUUGCCCUCUGUCACCUGCUGACUAUGAAAUGAGGAAAUCUUCCUACAGUUAAUUGUGUCACUAAUACUGGCAGUGUCUUAUAAUUGCAUUCAAACGAAAAUAGUGUACUACAAUCAGUGUGGGCAAAAAUAGCAGAAGUGAAUUGAAUAUGUGAAAAGUAAAAAACACUAACAGAGAGACGCCACAACGGUGGUUCAAGGAGAAAGAGAUGAGAAGGGGAGAAUGUAUGCUUAAAAAAGUGAGAUGUAAAAUAAAUAAUAAUAAAAACUAAUACGAGCAUUAUUAUUGCUUCUGCAGGCUUUAAUUAGCAGUGGCAGAGGUGUCUCAUGCGCGAUUUCUGGUUAAGAAUGAAGGACUGUGAAAUCACCCAAUUAUGUGUUGAUAAAAUAAGUAAACGUUUUUAACGAGAAUGAAUAUAAAACGAAACUCUUAGAGUUUGGUGUCAACAAGCAACUAAACAGCGCUGCAAGAGUGGAACGUUUAUUUAGAUAAAAAUACCGUCCAGCAAAUCAUAAAUUUGUUGAAUAAUUUGCUUUCAUUUGUAAUUCGACAUAUAUAGGAAAAGUAAAGACAUGCUUUUAGGCGCGUUUCCCGUCGGCGCCAAAUCCGGUGCGAAUUCAACUAACAACAAUAAAAAUGGUAAAUGCAGAUUUGUGCUGCUAUGCGGUGGUUAUAUUUUAUUUUUGGUCUUGGGAGCGGCAAUGUUUUCGGCGAUAGAAGCACCAAAAAUCGACGCCAUCUCGAAACGAGUGCAAAGUUUUCGAAAUCAGUUUUUGCAAAAUAAUGCUUGUUUAAAUGACGAAGAUCUCGAAGAAUUUCUCAACGCUGUGAUUACGGCUAACGAUCGCGGCAUAUCACCAUUGCGCAAUGCCACAAAUGAGAUGAACUGGAGCUUUGGUCAGGCAUUCUUCUUCUCCAGCACCGUGAUAACAACAAUCGGAUAUGGUCAUGUAACACCACUUAGCCAAACGGGAAAAAUAUUUUGCAUAAUUUAUGCGGCAAUUGGCAUUCCACUCACGUUGGUGUUAUUGAGCGCAAUGGUGGAGCGUCUAUUGGUACCGGCAAGCUGGUUAUUGGGCACUUUAAAUUCCAAAUUGGGUCAUCUCUAUCAGCCCUUCAAUAUACGCUUGCUGCAUCUGAGUAUUGUUGCUAUAAUUGUGAUUAUCGUAUUCUUCGCUAUACCAACGGCUAUUUUCGCUUAUAUCGAACCGACCUGGGGUGUUUUGGAUGCGUUCUACUAUUGUUUUAUUUCGCUGACAACUAUUGGCUUAGGCGAUUACAUUCCCGGCGACGGGGUAACCAUUGACAAUCGUUCGAUGUAUAAAAUAUUUAUAAGCUCUUACUUGAUAUGUGGUCUCAUUGCAAUGAUGUUUGUAUUGACAAUCUUCUAUGAUAUACCGCAAUUAAAUCUUGGUCAACUCUUCACUGAGAGCACAAAUGGUGAAACGGAGAAACUGCGCUUAUCUAGCAACAAUACAACCUGCUAUUCCGGGCCAUCUGGUCUGUACAUGCCACAUCGUGAUGAGGACACUAGGCGCGCGAUAGUACGUAUACGGCCACAUGGUGACGAUUCACCCAGUCCCGAUGAAGCACCGUCGUCUCUCAAUAGUGACAUAAGAGUGCCAUAAAGUGCAUGCAUAGAAGCCAUAACUAUGGUGGGAUGUCAAUGAAACUGGAAUUAAAAACAAGUCACUUAUGAAGAGAGAACACUAUUAUAUUGUUGUCAGACCCACUGCAUAUCCACUAAAUGUUGAACAUCAUUACAAAAUAAUCGAUAGCAUAAAACCUAGAAAUCCAGUCUACAAAUGUAUCUUGAAGUAAAUCACAGGUUGCACCAACUUUUGAGGAGGUUAUCAAAAAUUAUCGCUUUGUUUUACAAUUUUUACUUGUACAUAAAGAUUUCAGCUCAUAUCACGAAAAAAAAGAAAAACAACAAAGACAAAUCGUUCAAAUGUACAAAACAAACAGCAUCCAUACCAAAAAUACCUAUUUAAAUUACUAAACUAAAUACUAUCUACUACACUAAUAAAUAUUUAUAACAAUUAUCCUCUCUCUUGCGAUUACCAUAACAUCGAGAAUAUUGUACGAGUAGAAAAAAUUUCAUAAACUCAUUAUGAAUCAGACUUCACUAACUUGCAAGUGACUACACAUUUCAAGCAUAAAUACUCGUAUCACACACUUUAUGGAAUAGCGUAGAGUAGAAUCAGCAAAGUAGACGAUGAUUAGCAAAAACCAUGUAUUUAUGUGCCUGCUUAACAAAAGGAGAAAACAUUGGUGGCAACCAUUUUUAGAAGAUCAACUUAUGAGUUCUAGAAAAUUAUUCAAGAAUUAUAUUAUAUUUGUAAUAUAAUUUUAGAUCAAUUAGGUAAACAAAGAUUAAUUCAUGGCAUCAAUAAUGAUAGUUAAAAAAUCACAAUUUGCUCCAUCUGAUAUUUCUGUCUGGAGUGGUCUUGACGGAUAGUCUUUAGUAAGCAGACUGAAUUGCCUGUCGGCUAUUUUUUCUACUCAAAUUUCCAAUCGACACCGAUCUAGUAUCAAAUAGAAUGCUGAGGAAAAUAUUGAAAAUACAUGUGGCGCACGUGGUAUACUGAAAGAAUUAAAAAUUGCAAGAUACAGUUGUGUGCGGCCAAAUUAGUUUGUGACGAACAAGCUCAACAAUGCAACGAAUGCUGCAGUUGAAAGUGAGGAAUAAGAGGGUACAUAAACAGCAUAAACACCUUAGCUAAGCUUAAACAAAUUCACAGUCCGUUGUAGAAAAGAACUUAAAUAGAGUGUGUACCCAGUAUUCAUUAGCUCUUAGUAUAUGUGCAUUUUAGCUAAACGCAUACAAAAAGUAGUUGAUUUGAAUUUGGUAUUGGCGAUACACCGUUUCCGUCCAUAAAUUCCCAGACACACAUAGGUAAUUCUUGAUCUCCAUCUCCCCAACUGCAUCUGCAAUGGCUAAUAGAGUAUAAAGCAGCAAAAAAGUCCUUAAGUUGUUGGCACAGAAAACGUUAAUUACUGGCAGCAUAUGAUGGACUAUGUAUCGCCAAUUCCGGCCGCCACAGCGUUUGGUUCCAUAAUCGAUUAUUCACUGUGAACAUGAAACAUCAAGUGAAUGAAAAACGUUUUCAUUAUAGCGAUAGAACUUCGGCCAGCAAUGACAAAUCUCAGAACGCUUUUAGGCCAUGAACGAGCUUCUCAUGAAUUCUAUUUGGAGAAACGUACCAACAAUUUCAAGUAAAAGCUCGGUCAUGCACCUAACAAAGGAUGUGGUUUUACGUGUUAUGCUGAAAACAGUGAACGACGUAAACGCAGUCCCCUGUCAGCUGUUACGAUCAAACUAAUGAGAACCCCAUCGAAAUGAAAAAUUCAUUAUUUCACGAUAUUUAAAAAUUCCCGUAAUACCCUGCAUAGAUGACUAGAUGUGAAACUUAUUCAUUUUGAGAGAGAGCGCGCCCAUGAGGACGUUUCAAAACUUGGCAGCACUCACACAUUAUGGGAUUUUGAACAGCUGAUAGGCGAAAUGGCAGACUGCCAGAAGAAACGCGCCGAAAAUAACUGACGAAAACAGUUCGUUUUUGCUUAAUGGAGAAAUGACGUGUUGAAAUGUUUAUAAUUAUUUGUCUUAAAAUUAAUUCAAUUGAAACGUAAUAAUUUAAAUUGAAGGGAGUUUUAGAAUUUUUCAAAGCCUUUUAUAUCCUUUUCAACUUCUACUUUAAUUAGUCUUAUGCACAUAUGCAUAUGAAUACAUUUUACUCGUACAUACAUGUACUUUUAUUGAAAUCUGUAUGUUGGUUUAUGUCUGUAAAUUGGUAUAUACGUAAAUAUUCUAUGAAUGAAAAGCGUAGGUAAGGGAAUUUAAUUUGAGUUUGAGAUAUUUUACGAAGAUUAAAAGUAAUCUGCUUUAACUUAUUCUGUUCGUUGUUUGAGAAUUUUUGUUUUUUGUUACCCACUUUCUGUGUUAUAUUAAAAAAUCGCAAUAAGUCAUGUUUUUAAUUAUAACUUAUGUUUUUCGGGUUCAUAACUUUAUUAUUAUUAAAUUACUUAUGAAUAUCAGUUUUAAAUAAUUUCAUUUACAUAUAAAUUUUUAAAUUUUUUGCUUAUUUAUGUACAUAUUUCAUCCGGAUUGUGCUUAUUUUUAGUAUAUGUUGGGGGUUACGAGUGAUAUAAGGCUAUUGGGCAACCGCACACUAAAUACUAACCUCAAUGGUGGUAUGGAAACUAAAAAUUCCAGACCUUUGGUUCAAAAAUACCCAAUUCAUGUUUCUACCGGUGUGGCAAUAUUGGAAAAUGUUAUAAAAAAUGCACAUUUUUCAGCGCUCUCACGAGAAAAAGAGUUUCACAUCUAGUCAUCUAUGAUACCCUGUCAGCUGAUUGCUCUCUCACCGCACAGUGUUGCCAAGCAGUACAUUUCGAAAUCAUUUACAAAAUAAACUUAGAAAAAUUAUAAUUUUUAUUAAAAUAACUUAAAAACACUGUUGAAUAAUGUUAAUUAUAGAUAAAUGAACUAUUUGCAUUUGUUGGUUUUUGGGUUUGGUUUAUUAAACAAUGAAAAAUUGUAACUGAUAACGCGGAUGUGUGAAAAAGUGUGUAAGCAAAAAUAUCAAUGGCAACAUUGUGUAGAUACAACCAAACAAAUACACACACAAACCGAUGUAUUGAUAACUCACGGGAUGAGGUUUUGUGCUCGGGGAUGAGCUUGAGUUUAAGGGCUGCGGUAAGUGACUGCGUACGUUUUUCGCUGUUUUCAGCAUUAGAACUCCCACUCUGCGUAGAUUGAAAUGGAAAGAGGAACGUAACUUUACAAUGACGUAUGUAACUCUAGAUGAGUUGUGGGAGAGAACUUAGAAGAUAUUGUCAAAAUAGUGAAAAUUGGUAAACAAAAUGACGCCAAGUUAAUGUAAACAAAGACGAUAAUAGGAAAAACAAAGUUGUUUCUAAACGGAAGAAGUAAACAAAAAUCGGGAAUUACGUCAGCUCAAACGCUAGCAUAUUAUAUUCACUAGUAGCGGUACAGCGUUAUGCGCUACCUUCUUAUUCUCUAUUAUCUCCACAGUGACACCAUGUUUUGAUGCUCAUACAGAGCAAAUGAGUAACAAUUUACCGGUAAUUGUUAUAACGGUAUAAGCUUAAGCACGAAAUGUUUUUCGAAACGCGCAAAUAUGCUUUUUGUACAUAUACUCGUAGUAGCAGUGUUGUAUCUGCGCUUAAAAUUGAAGCGAUAAGCGCGGAAUUUUAAAUUUGGUUAUGAACAGUUGCGGAGAAAAUCAAUUUUUCGAUCGGUUAAAGGCAAUUUCCGAUGAGCGUUUUUUUAGUUAAAGUGUGAUACAUACACAGUUUAUACAAUUUUUUCUUCAGUUAGGCUAGAAGCGUUCCACUAAAGGUCGAAAUACAUACAUAAUAUUGUUAUUAUUAUUUUAAUUAUUUUUUUUUUAUGAAAGUAUUUUUCAUAUUAAUUAAAUAGUUCAAUUAUUUUUACCGAUCAUAAUUCAUGUAAGUACGAUAAUUACAUUUCGAAUGAGGUAAACAGAAAUAUUAUUAAAAAAAUGUAAAUUAACCGUAUACAAGCUCGAACAGCUAAUAAGAAGUAUUCAUAUGUAUGUAUGUAUGUAUUUACUGUAGUGUUAUAACGAAAUGCCGGAAAAUAAUGGACAAUGCUUUAUUCGAGACAUAUUUAAGGAAUAUUCAAUGACAACAACAACAAUAAACACAAUAAUAUCAAACGUAAUAUAUAUAUUUAUGUAGAUUACUUAAUAAUAAAAACCUAACACAAAAUUAUGAGAACAACAAAUAUUUUUUGAUCAAACAUAAAAAGAUAAGAAUUAUACUCGUACGAGUAUAUAGCAUACUAAAGGCCUUUCCAAUAAAUAAUGAUCUUAUUUUCGAGCUGAAUUUACUUCGUUUAUUGGUAUGGUCUAUAGUAUUUAUCACUACACAUAUGUAUGUAUGUACGAGUAUAUGCUGAAUAUUUAAAUUUAUGUAUCUUCAUAUUGUAUUAUAGCAGUCGUUUACAUAUGCGGACACUCAUAUGUAAGCACCUAAUUAUACUUAUAUAUAUAUACUAUAAUUUUCAGAAAAAUAAAUUUAAAACGCUACAAUUUAAUAUACAGCUACACACAAUUUUAGUAAGAAUCUAUUUCACUCAUUUACAAACAAUAUAUGUAUAUAUAUAAAUAUAUAUAUAUAUAUAAAGGAUAUAUAUACUCCUUAAUAUGGAUUUAAAGACAUUAUACAACAAACUAAUUUAGUUAAGCAUCAAACUUAGUACGCAUUUUUACUUUGUUAAUUAAACAUAGUAUAUAAAUUCCUAUUUUUGUUUAUGAAAAGAAUGAUUCUUAUGAAAAUAUGAAAAUAUUAAUUAAAAAUAUUGUAAAAAGCUGCGAGCGCGAAGAUUUCGCUAAAAACCCUGAAAAUGUAAACAAACAUACCUAAAAUAUUUUAAGCACGUUCAAGUACAUCCAUAAAAAUAUUUGUAAUGGUGUUAAAUCUGGAAAAAUUUGUUGGGCAAAUAAAUUAAUCAUGUGUAG
This is a messenger RNA of Anastrepha ludens (Mexican fruit fly), 7051 nucleotides long. RefSeq names its product potassium channel subfamily K member 1-like. The transcript has 6 exons. NCBI's taxonomy places the organism in Eukaryota, Metazoa, Arthropoda, Insecta, Diptera, Tephritidae. Gene Ontology annotation, cellular component: membrane. Gene Ontology annotation, molecular function: potassium ion leak channel activity. Gene Ontology annotation, biological process: stabilization of membrane potential; potassium ion transmembrane transport. The record is from RefSeq and is a predicted model, not a curated record. Bases 1115 to 2170 code for a protein of 351 amino acids.